AUGGCAUUGACGAACGUAUAUGAAAAAUCUUAUUUGACAACUCGUCGUGUAAACAAUGAUAAUGAAAUAUAUACAUUGGUACUUUUCAAAUCUGAUAAUACAUUUAUAAUAAAAAGGAAAUCAAAUCUUCAUGGUGCUAAUGAUAAUGGUCUAGUGACUAUCAAAGAUCGUGGUAAAACUUAUGUUGGCUAUUGUUUGUUGGAAGGCUCUUUGACUGAAGUAGAAGCGGCUGCUGAGCGGUUAGAUAAACAAAUGAAUAGUGAUCUUGAAUCUGAUUGUGAAACUCUAAAAAGUAGCUCCAAAUUAAAUGUACAACGAUCACAACAAAUUACGACAUCAGCACCAUCAUCCAAUUCAAGUAUUCAAAUUAGCGAUUGUACACCCUCAACAGUACGAUCAUUGGCUAACACGCGUCUUGAUUGCACAUCGAAAAAUUAUGGAACUCCACCACCCACAGAUGUAGCUGUUCAUAGCAAAGCUAUGCGAGGAACAUCGCCGAAACGAGCAAAUGGCGUUGCUGCUUAUCAAGCAUUACGUGAAGUUCAAUAUAUGGUGAAAAAUAAAGAGAAUGAACGUCAAACUCGAAAGUCAUUAACAUUUGAUGACGAUCUUAGUGAAGGUGACAGUGAUGAUGAUAAAUCAAGUGAAGAAGUUAUUGAUUUAGACAAUUCAUCAUUGCCGAUAUCAGUAACAACUGAUAAAAACAAUACUCGACCAUCUAAACGACCUUUAUCAAAUUCAUUCAACAAAACAGCUCGUGAAAAAUCUUCUAAACGAAUAUGUAAUAAAUUGUUUCCAUUAGAGGAUGGUGGAAAUAAAGAAAUAGUAAUGCUAUUAAAAGCAUCAUUAUCAUUGAAUCAAGAUGUAAUAAAAUCUGUGGAUCAAUCAUCAAAAGAUAUAAAACACAUGCUGAUCAAUGUGUCUUUGAAUGGUACUCAUUUUGGUGGAGAAGUUCAAUCCGAGAUCGAAGCGUCGUUUCAAUCUACAUUAAUUUAUAAAAAUCAAAAUGGAGAAAAUAUUGAUUUAAUUCAAUUAUAUGGUGUUAGAACUCAAUUGGGUCGUUUUGCAACACUAUUAAUGGAUCAGUUAUUUACAAAAGAAGAGUUAGUAUCCAUUAGCAAAGAUGAAUUGAUAAAAGACGGGCGUUAUCAAAUUAUUAAAGAAGCUGUGCGAUCGAAAUUUCAGUUGAACAUUGAAAUGUUAAACUUGGAAUGGCCGAACUUGCAUGAGAGUAUUCUUCAGAAGCGACGAAAUGAAAUUAAAAAAAGUAGAACAAGUAUUAACAGCAUCAAGCCAAUUGAUUCGCCAUUACAAGAAACAGUAGAAGAACAUGUUGAUGAAACAGACACGUUUUAA
This is a messenger RNA of Rotaria socialis, 1356 nucleotides long. NCBI's taxonomy places the organism in Eukaryota, Metazoa, Rotifera, Eurotatoria, Philodinida, Philodinidae. The record is from the annotation of a GenBank genome assembly.